GAUACCUGCUGGAUAGGUAGGAAGCGCUGGCCCGUGGGCCUUCCAAAAGAAACCAUCACAGUGACGUCUCAUUAUCAUCAUCUAUCGGGUAGGCAGUUGCUUUUGAGUUGUUCGCCUCUAAUGUCCAACGACCCUCACCUUUGACGUCCACAAUAAUGCAUCUUUGAUGAUUGCAGGCAGGAGAUUUUUGUUUAUCACAGCGCAUGUGAGAUUUACCGUGUCAGCCCGUCUCAUACCUCGCUUCAGCAUGGAUUCACGUCCCGUCAAACGUGUCAAGUUGGACUCGGAUAGCAAUACCUCGAAUGGCCUCCCAGGGAACUCGGACGCUGCGUCCAUCAGAGCGAAACGAACUGCCUUCCUGAAUUCCAUCUCACGAUCAGUCUCGCCACCUGGAAUUUCACGCUCAGGCACGAACACACCGACACCGAAGAUCGACGCACUUCCAAGCCGACAAGACGAGGCGAUAACUAGGGUGUCGCCAGCGCAGAAUGAUCAGAGCGAAUCGGUGAUAAGGGCUGGCAGAGCCCGACCGGAGUUGCCUACACAGUCCCAUGACAGCACCAGUUCCAAGCCAGCAUCUCGAGUCAAAUGUAUCCCUUCUCCGUUCAAGCUCACUUCCAUCCGCGACUUACCUUCCUCGCAAAAUAAUGACACCGUCUCUUUACACGAUAUACUAGGCAAUCCGCUGAUCAAAGAGGCAUGGAUAUUCAACUUCUGCUUCGACGUCGAUUGGCUCAUGACAUUCUUCGACCCCGACGUGCGGUCUCAGGUCAAGGUCAAGGUUGUACAUGGCUCAUGGAAGAGGGACAGUGAGAACAGAAUUGCGAUCGAAAACGCUUGUACAAGAUGGCCCAAUGUCGAAUCAUUGACCGCUUACCUUCCCGAUCCUUUCGGCACUCAUCACAGUAAGAUGUUCGUCCUGUUUACUCACGACGAUUCGGCUCAAGUCGUCAUUCAUACGGCCAACAUGUUACAUCAAGACUGGACGAACAUGACACAAGCAGCCUGGCAGUCUCCCUUCCUGCCUAAGCUCAAAGACAAAUUGCAAACAAGCAUUGGCAAUAUUGGAUCUGGCUCCCGCUUCAAGUAUGAUCUUCUAGCAUAUCUAGAAGCGUACGGCUCGAAAACGAGAGCUGUGAGGGAGCAGCUGUCGGACUUCGACUUCACAUCUGUACGGGGCGCGCUUGUCGCCUCGGUUCCGUCUCGCAUGAAUGACUUCUCAAUCGCUAAAGGUGUUGAUGAGCUGUCGAGUCAAAAGCUUUGGGGCUAUCCGAGUCUCUUCCGCGCCCUGAAAGCCAUAAGCGCUCAGCAAGCGGAACAUCCUAAACGAUCUCACGUCGUCUGCCAGGUGUCUUCCAUCGCCACUCUGCCCAUGACUUGGCUUGACCAAUUUUUCCCGACAUUGUCGCAGAAACCGAGCGCUCAAAUGUGGAACAGCAUCUCCAUCAUCUACCCUACUCCCAGCAACGUUGCGACCUCCCUCGAUGGCUACUCCUCCGGCGGAUCUAUCCACACCAAGGCACAGAGCGCAGCGCAUCUCAAGCAAGUGACCACUUUGCGAAGAACACUGUGUAAAUGGACGCAAGGACCGAAAGAGGAAUGCCGUGCGGGUCGGCAUCAAGCAGCGCCGCAUAUCAAGACAUACGUCAGCUUCGCUGAAAAACCGACUGCGAAUCUACGUCCGGACGUCAAUUGGGCACUGCUGACCAGUGCCAACCUGUCUACGCAAGCGUGGGGCACCUUGCGCGGAAAGGAAAAGGAGGUAGUCGUCCAGAGUUUCGAAAUCGGCGUGCUCGUCUGGCCUGAACUAUUCGCUGAGGACUUCGAUACUAGUGAGCAAGAGGAUAAUAGCUCAAGGGAUACGAAAAGUGGGGACAAAGUACGAAUGGUGCCAGUCUUUGGCAGUGACACGCCACAUGCCGUUGAGGACAGCAACCAUACGAGCACGCUGGUUGGGCUGAGGCUGCCAUAUGACUUACCGUUGACACCGUACGCGAACGGCGAUAUGCCUUGGUCACCUCAAGGGACUUAUGAUACGCCAGAUAGACAUGGGCGACGUUGGGCGAGAGACUUUCGUGGCUGAGAGUGGCAAUGUCUGUGCCGAGGCAAGUACAGCGACAGUCGAGCAUGUUAUAAGGAGGCAUCGAGGAGAAAGUGAAAUUGAUAGCCUGUCGCAGCAGGGCAUAGGAGGACGUGCCCGGACGAACGGCCAGCAAUUGCCGAAGGCUUCAACAUCAUUCUCAGAGAAUUACUGGGCGGCCUGGGCCUGAGAGCGUGUUGCAGUGGCAGCCACAAAGCAUGACAGC
Messenger RNA from Exophiala viscosa, 2306 nucleotides. RefSeq names its product putative tyrosyl-DNA phosphodiesterase. Gene Ontology annotation, molecular function: double-stranded DNA binding; single-stranded DNA binding; 3'-tyrosyl-DNA phosphodiesterase activity. The record is from RefSeq and is a predicted model, not a curated record. The transcript has a single exon. The coding region runs from base 167 to 2083 and encodes 638 amino acids. Gene Ontology annotation, biological process: DNA repair. Lineage: Eukaryota; Fungi; Ascomycota; Eurotiomycetes; Chaetothyriales; Herpotrichiellaceae. Gene Ontology annotation, cellular component: nucleus.